AUGCAGAGGCAAACAGAGGAGAGAGAAGGACCCGGCGCGGGCCACGAUGAAGGAUGGGAGUUUGCGCGGCAGCUUGCCGCUGUCUCCGCCUCGGUGGAGAGUCUUAGAAGACAGGCAGAGGGAAGGUUGACAGAGAGCGAGCCGAGACAGGAGAAAGGCGCGUCGCCAGUGCCUGCUCAGCUUCUCGAGCGGCUUCGCGCUCUUCUCCACGAUGACGCUCCUCGUGUGGAGACAGCUGCACAGGGAAGCAAAGCCGUACACUCGCUCCCAGGGCAGGCGCGGGGCGCAGGGGCCCUUCGUCCUCGACAGCAAACGUCCCAGAGAGAGAGGGACUUGGAGAGGUUUUCCACCAGUUAUUGCGCUCUAUCUCCUCUCUGUUCGGAGGUUCUCACUCUCCUCCAGCUUCUGCUUUUCAAGGAGACGUCUUCGUCUCGCACGAGCGAGGAAAGAAAGCAAAGAGGCAGCCUUGGUCCAGGAGACACCAUUUCCGGAGUGCUGGACAAGAAGGCCCAGAAGGACUUGGAGGACCUCAGCGAGCUUCUGCUUUCCUUUCUCUGUUCCGUGUUCGAACAGGAAUCGCUGGACGUUGCAGAUUUCUGCACAUGCCACACUCGCCGCAAGGUUUCCGCCGCUGUGACGACGCCUGCGUUUCUCUCGUCUCUCGGCCUCUUCCUCUCUUCUUCCCCCUCGGCCUGCUGCUCGUUUCUCCCCCCCUCGCCGCUUCUGCGGCUCCGAUGUCUCCAACUACUUCGGGCCGCCGCCGCGGUCGUCCCCUCCCCGGCGGCCUUCAGCCUGGCUUUGGCCUUGGGCGCCCACGGGGCCUCGAGCGCCGCAGAGACUGACGGCGGAGACAGACUGCUCUUCGCGGGGCUCGCCGCGGCUCUGGAAGGCCCUCAAGCGAAGCUCCUGCAGACGAAGAAGCAGCCGAGCAACUCGCGUGGCGGCGUCUGGCUUCCCCCGCUCGCAUGCAACGCCGCGCCAGAGGAGUCGCUGUCGCACCUGUCUCAGCAGAAAGCGUCCAUGCGUCAGGACGGCUCCGGCGGGCAGCCCCGGGAGUCUGCGUGUCUCUCCGCGAAGAGCUCGCCAAGGGGAAAGCCUGCGCCGAGUGCCGACGCCUGGUCCGUCGCCUGGGGGCGAACCUUCACGGCCUGCUCCUGUCUCUCUCGCGGGUGCGGCCCGCGAAGUGUCUCCUUUCUUUCGCGCGUCUUGGCGGGUGAGGCUGGAGGGGACUGCCUGCAGCUCGCGGACGCGGUCGCCGGACCUGGCGAGACCCAGGCCUUGUCUCCGAAUCAGGUGGCGGCUGCUGUGGGGCGAUGGGCCAGCGCGUCGAACGGAAGCGCCGCAGGAGACACUUCCGGAGCGAGGUGUGGGGCUGUACCUAUCCGCUACGCUCUUCGCCAAGAAGCCCUUUGCCUCCUGCUUCAACUGCUGCUUCACAAAGACAAAAGUGUGGGGUUAACGCUCCUUCAGCGUCCUCCAAACCGGCAGCCUCUCGCUCCGCCCCUGUCGAGCUCGCCUUCCACCGCCUCGCCAGCUGGGUCGAGACCCUCGACAGUGGCCGAUCUGUUCGUCAGAGCCUUUCUCCCGCUUCGUUUCGACAGGAGACAAGACGCUCUCGUCUGGUUGCUGGGUUUCCGGCGAGCCCUUCGAGACUUGGAGAUACGUGCGCGCAUGUCUGCCGCGUUUCGCGCUGCAGCCGGAGGCCGGCGAGGUGGACGAGAGGGGAGCGCUUUCUCCGAGAUUUUCAGCAAAGGCGCCAAGAGCGGCCCUGGAGAAGAAGAUAGUUCCCGUGGGGGAGAGGAGACGGGGCGUGAAGGCCCAAGUUUGCCCUCUGGAGGGGCCAACCCUGUGGGGUGGAUUUGGAGACGCGUAGGGACAGGCCCCGUUCUCCAGGCUCUCGCUCACCUGCUGCACUCCUUCACCAGCCGAGAGUCGCUGGGUCAGCUCCUGGGACCUCUGACUUCUCAAAUGGAGACUACUCAAGAAGACGGAGAAGACACGGCAGACAACCCCCCCAGCGGAAGCGAGGUGGCUAUUGACGCUGAGGCCAUCCAGCGUGCAUCACGAGGAACGGGAGUGGAGCGGCGUCCAGGUCGCUCUCUCGGUGCCGGAUGCGAUGCUGCUGUGGAGCUGGAGAAGCCGAGAAUGUUUCAAGGGACGCACAACCUGUACCUCGCUCUUCUGCCAUCGUCCUUUCUUUCUUCGUUUCCUGGUGCCUCCUGUUCUUCUCCUUCUUGGUUGCUCCAAAGCCUUCUGGGGGAUUUCCUCCUCUGCGCCGUUCCGCCCUCUUCCCUCGACUCCGGUUCUUCGGUCUCCGCAACCGCGGCGUCUCGCCCUUCGCAAGGGUCGUCUUCCUCUUCUCCGCAGUCUGCGCUCGUCCUGUCCUUCUUGCAAGCGCUGCGGCCCGUCUUUCUGCCGCCCCAGCAAGAGCUCCUCCUGUCUCUGCUCGCUGCUUACCCUCUCGAGCUCCACACCCGUUUCCUGGAGACAUUUUCCGCUCUUCAUCUCGCUGCACGUUCUUCCGUCCAGUUUGCGCUUUCUCACUUUCUUCUCUUCCGUCUUUUGCUGCUUCCGCUGGAUCGACUCCGCGACUCGGCCGCCUCUCUCACUGGUGUCCUCCCGGCGGUCUAUCUGGCCCCGUCCUUCGUGUCUCCCUCUGGCGGCUUCAACGGAUCGACUGCCUUCUCCGCCGCCGCCUCCGGCGCCUCGACGGCUCCGACGGUGGAGACCCUUCAGGCAGCAACGCAGGUACAGCUGCAGGAAGUGGCGAUCGGCGAGAGAAGGAGACACUUGAUUCAGCCUCUGGUCUCGCUGAUGUCGCCCCCUUGUCUCCAGCUGCGUCAGCACCUGACGGCCAGUCUGCUCCACAGUUCGCUGUCCGUGAACUUUUUCGGGUUCGUUCUUUUGCGAGUUGCAUGCCGUCUCUUCCAAGCCGUCGCAGAGACCCUCGCCGAGGAGACAGCGGUCGCCGAAGGGACGUGGGGUCGAGACUCUCUCUCCCGCCUCCUCAAGGCGGCCAUGCGAGAGAGACUGCCCGACGAGAAAACAGUGCUGAACUGCUUGAAGAAGCUGGAGCAGCAUUUCCGGGUGUUCCCAGAUCCGACGUGUGGGAAGCAACGGAAAAGCGGGAAAGCCAGACUCGUGUGGGACGUCGAAGGCUGGGAUGCAGACGAGCUCUGGCCCACGGACGAGGCCCUCGUGAGAGAACAGAUGGACAGAGACCUAACGGGCGGCAGGAAGCGAAAGGGAAACGGUGGAGACGCACCCCGUUCUGCUAAGAAGCCAGAUGAAGACGAAGAGCUAGAUCUCCAUCUGGACGGGUUGGAAGACCUGAGCGACGAAGACACCGCAGACGAAUUUGACGCUGACGAGACACCAGACGAAGGCGACGCGUCUCGAAACGGAAACGGCGAAGCGGGAGGAUCGCGCAGCGGGGUUGCCGCAGCCUCGCCUUCGCUCACACCGGCAUUCAUCCUGAACCUCUCUCUGCGUCUUCUUCACUCUCGCCCGUCGCGGCGGCGACUGCCUCAGACCGGCGGGGCAAGCGCCGACGCCGUCGCGCACCUUUGCUCGCCAGCAUCCUCGCGUUCUGCUCGGGCGAUGCAUCCGUCAUGGGGGACCAUGCAGGCCGAAACGACUCUCCAGCUUCGAAGGAACGACGAAGAGUCAACGCCUCUUGGUCUCCUUCUCAGCUGUUUAGACGUUGCCCAUUUGUACCAAGCGCUCCUGCUUCCUCCAGGAGGGUUUUCCUUCGACUGGUCGCGGCUCCUCACCACGCCUACAAAAUUGGUUCCUGCGCCCCAGGAGAGGACCAAGGGAGACGGCCUUGUCUCCGCGGCGUCCGAAGCCGCCGUCCUGUCCCCUUCGGUUUGGGCUCUAGAGCCUGAGGCGGGGGCUGCGAUUGUCGCUCUUGGGCUCCAGGCCCUGGGCGGCGGCGGAGACGGCCUCGACGGGCAUCGUUUCGGAUUUCAAGUCGGGUCCAUCGUGUCGAAGCCGACGCUGAUUUUCCUGACGCAGCUGCUGUUUCAAUGGCGCCUCUCCGUUCAGCAAGAGGAAGUGGAACGGCCUGUGCUCGGGGGGCAGGCGGCUCUGCGCGUCGUUGCCACAAGUCUCCGAGACACCAGCUUCUCCGAACACCUCUUGGGCCUUUUCUCCAGGUGUCUCUCCGUCUCGCCCCUCUUCCAGACUGCCCCAGUGAACGAGUUGGCCAUCUGGCUCGCAGCGCUGUCUCCCCGCCAGCCCCAAGGCGGCGCCUCUUCUGGCGCUCAGGCGCCCUCCUUUUGUUUCCGCUGUGCGGCUUCCUACUUUUUAGCGAUUGUCAAAUUUGCUGUCGAGAAGCCUCUUCUUCUCUUGCAUCGCCGCUCGUCCUCUUCGCUGGACUCUGUCGACGCUUCUUCGCCUUAUGGCUCCACUUGUGAUUCGCCCUCUUCUCGACAGAGCGAGCCGGCAGGCGCAGCAGGCUGCGACUCCCCCGGCGUCUCUCUCUUCGUCCGUGCUCUCCUUGCGCAUCUCUCUCUCGCCCCAGAGUGCACUGGCGGCAAACCGCUGUACGUCGACGUCGUCGGCCCCUCGCUCUCUCUCUUCUUGUCGUCUGACGCUCCGCCUUCGUCGCUGGCCCAUGCGGAGUCGUGUCCGGCGUCCGCGGCGCCUUUCGCUCCCACAAAGAGAGACACCGCCUUGUGCGUGGACAGCAUCGGCGCGUGGGUCUCGCGCGGCCUCCUGGCUCUGCUGGCGCUUCGCCCCUGCCUCCUCGAGCCCGUCCGGGGUCUGCUCGACCGCCAGCGGCCCUGGCGAGUCGUCGGCGCGGCUCUGGGCGCCGGCCGGGAGGCUUCUGGCGAUGGAGGGGAAGGCGGCGAGAAGGGCGCGAGUGAGGAGGCAGGACAUCAGAAGAAGACCAAAGACAAGAAGAAAGAUAAGAACGCGGACAAGAGAGAAGAGGACAGGAAGCGGAAACACGGGUGGAGCUUGGACGGCGAGGAAGUGCAGGCGAAGGGUUCCGAUGGGCAGGGAGAGGAAGACACCGUCGAGAGAGAGCACGGAGGCGAGACGGAAGAAGACGAGAAACAGAAAGCAAUUGCAGCACUGCGACAAGCAGCUGCGCGACACCCACUCUACCCGAGAAUCAACGCGUGGAGACGAAGGCUGAGCGCUGUCCUGAAAGAAGCGAUACAGCUAGCGGCACAAGAGCGCGAGACGCGCCAGGGGAAGGACGCGCGUUACCGCCAGACAGAUGGAGCUUUUCAGGCGGGAGAAACGAGCGACGGAGACUGGGAUGGCGAGCUUGAGGAGGCUCCUCGCCUUCUCCCCUCUGAGCACCUUCUCUCCCAGGUGGCCUACAUCGAGGAGACGCUGCCGGCCGGCGCAUCCGAUGCCGACGGCCUCGCUCAGAAGACAUCGAAGCAUACUUCUGCAAAGCGACCGUCUUGUCCUUCCGCCGAUCUGCCUCUUGAGCUCCUCCUGCGGCACAUGCAGCCGUCGCGGGCACUGGUGUCGCUCUUCCUCUGUGAGGCCCAACGAAUGAAGAACGCUCACUUCCUUCUGCCUCUCCAGUCUUCAUUUUGCUCUUCCUGUGCUCCGUCCUGGCGCUGUCCGCUGCCCGUCUCGCGCUCUGCGGGGCUCUCGCCGUCCAUUGACGCCGCGCGGUCGAAUGUGGGGGCUCUGUUGGGAUUCUUGGCGUCGUGUCUUCGUCAGCAGACGACGCGCCUGUCCCUCUGUCCGACCAAGCAAGGGCAAGACUGUGCGGCGGGGGAGCGUGUGAUUUCUCUUUUGCAAAAGCUCUUAAAUACGUUCCACCUCGUCCAGCACCUAAAUGCCGGGGAGGCCGGGAACCGUACCUUUUUCGCGUGGCCUUCCGAGGAGACCCAGCAGCUUUCCUCAGUCUCCGGUGUCUCUCUCCAGGCACCAGACUUUGGGCCUGUCUCUGCACCGUUUCCUUCUGGCUCUUCGUGCUGGUCUUCGUCGGUCUCACCGUCGCUGGCGCCUGCAGAAGUCUGCGACGAAUCAGUCUUUGUUCGCCUGCUGAUGCGCCCCCGAGACGAAGCUGGCCUCGUCGGGCCUUCCUUGGAGCAGCGCGUGGAGCGGGAACUCAGCGAGCUAGCCUUCACCGCGCGGGCGCGAGCGAACGGCGGGAAGAAGGCGAAGAGCGGAAAAGGAGAAAGUGCAUUGGGAGAAGGACGAAAGAAAAGGAAGAGAGAGGGAGACGCCAGUGGAGGGGAAGAGAAAGGCGAAUCGACAUUUCUCCAGAUCGCAGUCCUCAGUUGCACGUACAUCACCACCGUGUUGAUCCAGACGGCGGACCGUGUCCACGAAAGUUACCCGCCGCCGCGAGGACUUUCCCCACGUUUUCAGCAGAACGGAGCAGGCUUCCUCACCCUCACCCGUCGGCUGUUGCCUCUCCUCCUCACGCGGGUGGCUAUCCCCUUGAGUCGCCUCGCGGCGCUGGAGCAGCGAAGACGUCUCGGCAGUGGGAGCCAGCUCGCCGCCGCCUCGGGGCACGAGCGGAGACAAGGAGACAGCGGCUCCUCGGAUCCGCGGGGAUCUCUCUCGUCGCUUCCUGCGUAUGCGCGAGAGACGCUCCAACGCAUCUGCGCAGCUGCGGCAGCCUGGGGCCUUGAAAAGGAGACGCUGCUCACUCCGGCGGUCGCGUUCCUACACGGCGUACACAUCGGGCUAGUCCGCGAGGUCACGAAGGGAGGUCAGGCAGGAGAUUGCCAGGCGGAUGAGCCUCCGCAGAGUUGUGGCGAUGCAUCCGACAGAGACAGGAAGAAGAAUUCGGAAGAGCGUGAGAAGCGAGGAGGCAGUGGAGGAAGGGAGGGCGAAGUUGCGUGUGCUGGUACUUCUGUCUCUGAUCCUGGGUCACGUUUCCCGCCUUCCCUCGAGGGUCGGUGGCCCUUGGACCUGAUGGAAACCUACGUGGAGCAUCGGCUUCAACAGCGCUCUUUUAUGAGCUCUCGUCAGCCCCUCAGGGCGAUGCCUGAAGCCGAAACGGCCGUUGUCGACUCUCCCCUUCGUUCGUCGUUUCCGCGCGCUCUCGACACAGAUGAGAUUCGCCUUCUUCUGGCUCUUCUUCAGCUGGUGGACGCGUCGGGAAGUUCGUCGGAAGGCGGCGAGACGGUCGGCGGUCUCUCGCCCGCCUUCUCUGGCGUGUACGGAGACGCCCGCGAGGAACAGCGACACCGCAGGAGAGUCGCGAAGCUGCUUGUGAGUCUCCUGGAUGCCCUCGACACCGCCACGGCUCCUGGCGCACGCGCGGGGCCUCUGUACGAGGGCGAGACAUCUAAACGAGGCGAAGGGAAGGCGACGACUGGCGAAGACUCUGGAGAGUCUGGAGGAAGCAAAACUCCAUUGGGGACUUUCUCGGAAUCGCUUCGAGUCGCGUAUGAAAGACAUCUCGUGCGGCAAUGUCUCGUUCCGGCAACGUGGAUACUUCCCGCGUCUGCCUCGCCCUCUGCUACUCCGAGCACCCCUUGUGACAGAAGAGUCGGUACACCUGAGGCAGCCGACAGCCUGUACGCGAUUCACCCCGGUCUCGGUCGGUUGUUUCACGAUCGGUUCGCUGGAAAUCCGUUCUUUCGAGCGGCCGUGCAGCUCGAGCUUGGAACACAACCUUCGCAACCGAACUCCUGUGUCUCAGGCUGCUCCCAGUUCUCCACGUCGUCUCUCGCUACCCCGCUGACGUCUCCGUCUCUUGUCCUGCGCGCCGAGUCGGUGGUGCUCCGCAGACAGGAGGGCGAAGCACGCCCCAGUGUCCUUCUCCUGUCCUCGUGGCGCUUCGCUCUGGAGCUUCUGCAGCUGCGAGAAGGAGCGCUGUGUCUCCUUCCUCUGUUUCCUUCUCGUCUUCGCCUUGCCAAGCGGCUUCUUGCUCUCGCGGGCGACAUCGGUGGAGACGACUCGGGCCCGAAGGCGAGCGGGGAGACAGAGGACCGGGAGGCGAGGCACGUGGACGCGAAAAAAGAGAAGAAGAAAAAAAAGAUCAAGGAGGCAGCGACGAAGUGGGGAGAGGGGAUGCUUCGAAUUCUGCUUCGAGUGCACGAGGCGUCUCAGGAGGGAACGGCUUCCGACCUGCACAGUGUCCGAAUAAAAGGAGACGCCGACGGCAGUGACGAGGAACGCUUCUCGCCCGUCGCUGAACAGACACUGAUGCAGGCGGCACUGGACUUCUACGAGGGUCGAGACGCGAUUUUCGAAAGUGACUGUUGGAGCGACUCCAAGGGCGCAGAGGAGGCGCGGCGCUUCGGGUGUCCGGCCGCCGUCUCUUCACCGCCUCGCAGGUGUUCUGGCGAAACAGAAACCGACGCAAACGACAAGGAAGAGGAAGACAAGGAAGUCGAGGAAGGAAAGAAAGUAAGGACCAGAGAGGCGAAGACCGCAGGUCGCGAAGACAUUCCCGGGGCAUUUGCUCUCGUGCGGCGAGGCGUGACUGCGAUCCAGGACAGUCUCAUCUCCUUGUCGAAUCCGACAAACCUUCCUCUCCAGGGACAGCUUUUCUUUGACGCGAAGGACGAACAGGGCGCCAUCACCGGCGCUGUGGUGGACGGAGGAAAAGACGGAAACGUCGCGGCUGCCGAGGCCAGGCUGAUGGCGCAGGCGUCUCUGCAAAGAGUCGCCUGUCUCUGGAUGGCUGUGGGGCUGUACGAAGCCUGCCGCCGGCUCACCUACCUGGGAGGCGACGAGAACGGAAAAGAGGCUAAGGACGACGGCGACGAGAGCGACACAACGGAAAAGCGAGCGAGAGACCGCGAGAGGACUGGGAGCGCCUUCUUGGGGAGGUUUCUUGUUGACGCUUUUGCCAGUCUGUGCUGCCGGCUGUCUGUCGAGGUUUUCUGCUCGAACAAGGCAGACGCGCUGGCCCGGGCUCUCCUUCCUCCGGCGCGUUCUCUCUGCGUCUCCGCUCCCAGCUUGCCUCUUUCCCCUUCGUCCUUGUCUGCGUCCUCACUUGCGUCGGCUGCGCGCCAUCUCCUCGCGCGGCUUGAGAGCCUGCUGGAGCUUCUCAUCCACGACAUGCCAGUGAGGGGAAAUAGCGCCGACGAAGUGGAGACAGCGAGCGACGCUUCCCCAGGAGAGACUGAGGUCGGCGCUUCUCUGUUGGACUUCUUUUCGCGUCUCCAGCUGACUGUGUCCCUGUGGGGGCUUCUGCGUCGACUCCCGCUGUCGUGGCGUGCCGAGAAGAAAACCGAUCCGGACUCUCUCCCGUCUUCGCCCCUUUCUUCCGCUUCGCUCCGACACAAGGCCGACCGCUGCAUGCUGCGGCUCGCGCGGAGUUUCUGCCGACGGCAAGGCGGCGCGAAGAAGCUGGACGAGUUCGCGACCAUCCUCGCUUCGCGCGGCGGACCUUCCGUCUCCGCGGACGGCGAGAAGGCCGCGGUCGAUCCGAAGAAAGUUCUUGCCUCUGCUCGCCGUCGCGCAUGUCUCUUUGCGGGAGCCUGGUGUCAGGUCUACCUGCCUGUGUGGCGCGCAGGCUUGCUGGCGGCGUCUGCGUUGCCUGCGUCGCCUGCGUCGUCGAAGGCCAGCGGCGGUCGCAAGGGAGAGAAGAAGGCGGAGGACGCCGAAGGAGCCGACGAGGCGACUCUCAGGCGGAAGAGGGUGUGGACACUCGCCGAGGAAAUCGUGCACUCAGACGCUCUGUGGCAACUCGCCACUGCACUCCGCUUUCUCUGCUACGCUGCUGCCAAGGACGCGCAAGCUGGAAGCAGUGGAGACACGGAGGGUGACGGCCGGGAAGCCGAAGGACAAUCAGGGCGACCAGCGAUGGUUCGAACCGGUGCAGAGAAACGCGCGGCGCUAGAAAACAUGGAAACGACAGGAAGCGAAACUGUUUUUGAACCCUCGGAUGAAGACCUUCAGCUCGCCUUGCUGCCGCUCUUCCACUGUCUGGGUUCCGAGCUCCUCCCGAUCUACUACUCGGCUUCCGCUGAGAAGCGAGUCGAGGAUACAGACGCGGGUCGCGGUGAAGGCCGACGGGGGAACAGCGCUUCCUGGGAUGCCGGACAGGCCUUGGACGGAUACGAAGGCGGCGAGGGCAACUGGGAUACCAGCUACGGAGAUUCCCAGCAGGGCGGCCGGUCGAUUUUCUUUGCUGACGAAGAGGAGGAGGAAGCGCGAGAAGCGGAGCAGCACCGGUCUGUGCCUCAGCGAGGCGAGGCGUCUCCAGACAAACGGCCUCUGGCCUUGCUCAUCGAUCUGUUGCCGAAGGAACUGUACGCGUUGUUUGCGUCGCUCUACGGCGCCUCGACGUCUUCGGCCGAUCUCUGCCUCCGAAACAUCUUCAUGGCGGACCGUGCAGAAGUUCGCGAGGUGUACAUACACUCGAGCUUUGCCUUCACCGCUCAGCGCGCUGCGGAGGCGGGGACAGCGGACUCGCAUGCAUCGCCUUUCGCUGUGCUUCCCGUCACGGACGCGCUCGCAUGGACCGCCCGUCUGCCGCAGCCUCAAGAAGGCGGCGGCGAGAGGCUCCAGGCAACCAGAAGAGCCGAAGAGAACGAAGGCGAAGACGCCCUUCUUCUGCUUCUCCGUUUCCUGCGACAAUCCGCGGAUGCAACGGCGGUCGAGGAAGCAGAGAGAGGCCGGAGGAAGCGGCGGAAGGACCGGCAAGGGACGAAGCAAACCAGGGACUGUCUGGCGCAUGCGUGGACACUCGACGACUUCCACGCAUUUGUCAACGAAUGUGAUGAAGACACGCCUUCUUUGUCUCUCACGUCCGUCCUCGUCACAGCCCUCGGAUCUUCACAGGCGACUGCGCUCGACUGGCUCGGGCUAAACCCGGUCCGCGUGCAAAAGACGCUCGAUGCCUUCCCUUUCGCGGCCUGUCUUCCGCGGAAUCUGGAGACGUUUUUCGAUCGCUCCGAUCGCGGGGACGACGCGCCGUGUCGUCCAGGAGACGGCCACGCCUCGCUUGCAGGCCGGUGCACUGUGUCAGCAACUCCCCUGGUGUCGAGCGGGGCCUCAGUGGGGUGUCUGUACACCUCAGCGGGUAGCCGCUCCGAAAGCGCGCGGCAAGCUAGCGAGGCAUCUGGCGGCGAGGAUGCUCUGUUCCGCCUUUUGUCUCCGACAAACAAGACGGCCGGAAUCGAGGUUGACCACGAGAUGCUCUACCAGGCUCGUUUGGCCCUGUCGGCCUGGGUCUCCGACCGGGCCCGAUCGUUCGCCUCUCCCUCCGCCUCAUGCGACGAAGCUCACAGGCGGCGAGACAGCGCGAAAGGGGAAGUUGCACGGGAAGCACCAGGCGACGCCGCCCCAGCGUACGAUGCCGCCUACCUCGUUCCGUUCCUCACCGGCCGCCUCGUCGCGGCGUGCGCGUCUCUCCUUUAUCAGCUGGGUGAUCCGCGCGAGGCUGAGGGGCGGAAGAGCGCGAACGAAGAAGGCCCUCUGGAGGAAGAGGCCGAGGUCGAGGCAGGGGAUCGAGACUCGAAACAGGAACGGCGGGAAGGCAAAUCGCGGGAAUCUGUAGACAUUCAAGUUCAACCCAGGAGAGACGCGUCGCCCUCGCUAGCUGUUCUGGCCAGACGCGCAUGCGGGACUGCCCACCGGUGGCUCCAGCUCCAGAGAGACAAGGCCGAGCCGGAGGAGACCGGCGGGGCGGCGCGAGAGCGGCGCCGUCGCCGGAAGCGGCGGAGACACGCAGACGGAGAAGACGAGGACACUGGAGACCUCGGAUACGCAGAAGACGACGAGGAGGCCGGGCGAGAGAACGCGGGGACCUCCGCAACGGAGGACGACACAGACAGCAGGCUCCUCGUCGCCUUCGACGUGGAGGAGCUGGAGCGCGCGACGAACCACGUCUGGCCGUUCCUCAACGCCGCACGUCAACUGCAGACUCGCCAGCGUAUGCGACGCGAGCAGACGGAGAGACUAAAGCAGGGAGGGGAGGCCGUGGGAGAUUUCGAGGCCGAGACCGAAGACGACGGACGCCGGGUGGAGAUUGAGGAACUCGCGAACGAAGAGCAGGCGGAAGAAGACUUGGAACGAUGGGCAGAAGAGAAACAGAAAGUCGACCAGCAAGGCGUCUGGCUGAGGCGGUUCGCGUCCGGAGGUGGUUUGCAAAUUCUCCUCAUGGCGCUGUCUUCCACGGACUCGGAAGUGCGCAGAGUGGCGUAUCACGGCCUCGCCGUUUUCUCGCACCUGCUCAAUCUCUCAGGGGACCUGACUCUCCUCCUCGCCUUUGCCGAGAAACGCUUGCUGCUCUCGAAAAUAGCAGCCCUGUCGGCCUCUCUGUCAGCUGCCGUCGGCGACGGGUCUGCCUCGGCGGCUAGCCAAAAGACUUCGCUCCUGUCGGCCAGAAAGCGAAUGCUCACCCGCCAGCUGGAGCAGCACCGGAGCGGCUUCGCGUUCCGCGAGUUGCGACAAGUCCAACUCCUGCUCGCAGCGGUGCGAAGCAGCAUCGCCCCGCCCGCAGCGCCGGAGCCGAGCGCCGACACAGGCGCCGCAGCCGCGGAAGGAGGGGGGGAAGACGCGCACGAGGGAAGGACUCGAGACAGAAAACGAAGACGCAGGCGCUCGGAACUCGAGGACGAGGAAGACUGUGACGGAGACGAAGCGUGGCGAGAGAUGGAAACAGGACACGCGACUGAGGCGCCAGCAGAACGAAACGACGCAGACCUGUGUCCCGAGGCCCUCCACCCGAUCCUGACAGCCUUCGCGGCGUCUGCGGUCCCCUUCCUUCUCCAGCCGGAACAUCCCCUCUUUUCGCUCUUGAACGAGUUUCUGCUCCAGCGCUCCAACCUUUCGUCUCUUCUCUUCUCGCGAGCCGCUUCGCCCUUCCUCUACCUGCCUGCGCGCGCCUCUGCCAGUGCGGGGCCGUGCCACGCCACCGGCCUCGGGUCUCUCUUUUCGACGUUUCUGCUCUCUCCUGUCUCCGUCUCUUCCCUCCAACAGAAGCAGUUUGUUCUCACAUGUCUCCUUCGGGCCCUUGCGGCUUCGACGUGCGCCGCUCCUGCUCCCUCUGUCUCCGAUGCGUCGAGCCGAGCUCGGCCCUACCGGGAUCGCGACGCGGAGACGGUGUCUCUGCUUCUCCCGCCCUCGUCUGUCUUUCUGUUUGCGUCGUCGCCCACUCUCGCGUUUGCUUCCUUUUCUUCACCCUUCCUCGCAGGUGUCUUCGCAGCCCUCCAGCUGUCCCUACAGCUCCCCGCGGGCUUCGCCAACCGUCUCGUUCUCCCGGCGGCGACCCUCGCUUCGGGGUCUUCAUCCCGCACAAGCAGCGUGCGCGCUCUGCCUAUCGCCUGCUGGAAUGCAUGCGCCCUGUUGCAGCGUCAAGCCCUCGUACCAUGGCUUCUCCACCACACGCGUUUGCUUCUCUUCCCCCCCGCGUCGCCUUUCUCGUCUCCCUCCUCUCCGCUCGCAGCCGCCUCCUCGUGGGGCCGCUACCUCAGCUUCUUCCUCUGGCAGACGCUCCCACUCCCUCACCUCUCUUCGGCGCUCUCGUCUGUCCGUCGCCUGCGCGCGGAGGCGGAAGCUCGGGACAAAGACUUGCGUAGUUUCGCCCAACAGAGACGAGACGCGCUCCACGCGGCGCGGGAUGUCCUCGCGCUCUUUUCGGCCCUUCUCGAUGCGUCGCUCCUCGCUCCUGUCCUUCCUUCUUUUGGUCAAGACGACGCCUUGGGCCUCGCCCCCGCAGGUUGCGUGGAUCGCGAGGCGGCAAAGGAAACCGCAGACGAGGAGUUACGUCGAGGCGAGGCAACUGACAACUCAGAAGAUCUCGAAAUCCCCGCGGCGACUCUCGAGGGCGCCUGGCGACGCGCAGUCCUCCUCCGCCUUCUCCACCUGUUUGUGUCGAGAGAAGAAGAAAAGGUCGCCGACGAAGAGACGCACAAGCAGUUUGAGCCUACGCCGAGCAAAAAGAGAAAGGUCAAAGACGAGACACAUGGGACUGCGAAACUCCGGGAGACGGAAAGCCACAGAUCGGGGUCUCAAGGCACCGCACCUCGCUCUUCCAACUCCGACGCCUCGCAGUGUGUUCUGGCAAGUCCCGAAGGAGACGCCGAUUUGCUCCUUCGUGCGGAGGUUGUCGCAUGGCCUCUCUUUUUAGGGUUUUCUUUGCCUCCCGUGUCGCCCGCCCUCCGGCCCCGUUCUGAUCGGUCCCUGGGUGAUAUUUCCUCUCUCGCUGCUCAAGUCGCUGUGCUGAGAUCGCGACUUCUCGGGAUUCCCCACCCUUCUCCGGCCGCGCAGUUCAGUGCCUCAGUCUCGACGGCCUUGAACCGGAAUCCUCGACGGGGGCGAGAAGGCCAGGCGCCUCCCCGGGUGCAGGCGAGCUCCGAAGGCCCCACGCUUCUUGUUUCGUUGUUCGAGUUCCUCCGAUUCAUCGUCCGUCUCUGGUACGCUCUGAAUCUCUCUCGCGACUGUCGGUCUUCGCUGCCGCCGUCGGCAUCGUCUACGGUGCGGCGGCCUGGCGCAGGUGCCGGGUCUUUGGACGCCGAGGCGACAAAACAGUCCGGUUUUCUCCGAUUUGGGGCGUCUCCGCCUCUCGCCGAGAAACGAGAAGACGGCGAGAGGGACGAGGUGCGACAGGCGGCGAGUCGCCUCUUCCAGCUCUGCUGGAGACUGUGCUGGUGCGCCUGUUCCCUUUUUCAACCUGCGUUCUGUUUGUUGGCUUCGCCCGCGAUCGGAUGCCGCGAUGCGGCCAAGAGUCCUGCGGGAGAAGGCGCAGUCUCGCCGUGCUCGAGGCAAGUAAAGAAGCUCAAGAAGCACACACAGGAAGAAGAGAGCGAAACCACGGAGUGGGGUGAAGACGAGAAAGAAAGCGGAGCAAGUCGAAGAGGAGAGAACACAACAGGACGGUUCAACAGGCUGGCGCUCUCGCCCCUGCAAAAAGCGCAGCUUCAACAACUCAGACAAGCUGCAGCUGCAUGCGUCGCAGACGUCCUCACUCUUUGCGAAGCCGUCGCGCUCUCCACCUCGAGAGACAGGCGGCGAGACGAGGUGGAGACAAGCAGAGGAAGUGGAGGUUGGGAGGCGGCUCGCCACGGCGAGGCGCGUUGGUCCGAUCGAACUGUGCGGACAGCCGCGCCUCCCAACUUCGAAAGGAACAACGCAUACAGCACAGAAGAGCGUCGCGUGUGUGAGGUGGUGCUUGCCAUGUUAAGUCAGGAAGAUGGAGCAAAGGCCAUGUCUCCGCUCAGUGCCGAACGGAGACAAGCCCUCGCGAGAAAAGAAGAACUCCUGCUGCAGUGGCUGCAGAUCUGGUGUCUCCUCUCGAGGGCCCCAGACGGAGACACCUGCGCCGCAGGCCUGCUCUGUGAGGGGCAACCUGCGCGCUUCUCGCUCACUUCUUCUCGCUCCGCGAGAUACAUUAAAUGGAUGUGCUCUCAGGGCUGGCGAGGGUAA
This is a messenger RNA of Neospora caninum, 15315 nucleotides long. RefSeq lists its product as hypothetical. Lineage: Eukaryota; Apicomplexa; Conoidasida; Eucoccidiorida; Sarcocystidae. The transcript is spliced from 5 exons. Gene Ontology annotation, cellular component: nucleolus. Gene Ontology annotation, biological process: maturation of LSU-rRNA from tricistronic rRNA transcript (SSU-rRNA, 5.8S rRNA, LSU-rRNA); maturation of 5.8S rRNA from tricistronic rRNA transcript (SSU-rRNA, 5.8S rRNA, LSU-rRNA). The record is from RefSeq and is a predicted model, not a curated record. Bases 1 to 15315 code for a protein of 5104 amino acids.